CAGGACUGGGACAAGCCAUACAAGCGUAAUACUACUAAUUUUGCUUUUUUUUCACGCACAAAUAUAAAUUUUUCUCCAUCCAGGAUCGCCGGUUAUUUUCAAUAACUAGAAUAUACCUUCUUGAACAGUAUAAUUUCAUUCUGCACGGGUGAUAUUUUCUGUCAGUUAUUUUGUUGCCAAUAAUUUGAGUGUCUUUUGAUCAUUUCCAAAAUGCCCCCUCCUUUAAGUAACUUACGGUUUGCUGUUGUAUGCUCUAGUAAUAUGAAUCGAAGUAUGGAAGCCCAUGCUUUCCUCAGCAAAAAAGGGUUUUCAGUGAAAUCAUUUGGGACUGGUGACAAGGUGAAACUUCCUGGAACAGCACUAGACAAGCCAAAUGUAUAUGAGUUCACCACAACAUAUGAUGAAAUAUACAAAGACUUGCAAGCAAAAGACAAGUCCUACUACACCCAAAAUGGUUUACUUCAUAUGUUAGACAGAAAUAGAAGGAUCAAACCUUGUCCAGAGCGAAUUCAGGUGUCAACUGACCAGUUUGACAUCAUCAUCACCUGUGAAGAGAGAGUUUAUGACCAAUUAAUUGAAUAUUUUGAGACAAGAACUCCGGUCGAUAAUGCACCAGUCCAUGUCAUAAAUGUUGACAUUCAAGAUAACCAUGAAGAAGCAACCAUAGGAGCUUUUAUGAUCUGUGAAUUAGCCACUUUGUUAUCCAAAAGCAAAGAUGUUGAUAAUGAAAUUGACUACAUUCUACACGAGUAUGAAACCAAAUGCAACAGGCCUCUACUUCACUGCUUGUUGUUUUACUGACGAAGAGUUGUCACUCAGGUGUUAUUUUUUUCUUUUUUAAAUUGAAAGCGUAUUAUCUAGCAAAUGCAUGAUUGCGCAUGCAGCAUUUACUGUUCUCAAAUGCUUGAAUUUUCAAUUAUGUCUCAAUUUCUGUGAUAUAGUAUCUAUUAACCAAUGUUUUAAAUUGAUUAAGAAAUGAGUAUAAAAUAAUUUAUUAAUUUUUCAUCAUCACCUCUUUUAUAAUUUCCAUUUUCAUUUGAUUUGAUAAAAACAAAAUUUCAAAUUCAGACUUAUCCUAUUUAUACAUGACUUACCUGUAUAAAUCACUUACUUCUCCAAAA
Bemisia tabaci is the source of this 1121-nucleotide messenger RNA. RefSeq names its product Ssu72 CTD phosphatase (gene Ssu72). Gene Ontology annotation, molecular function: phosphoprotein phosphatase activity. The record is from RefSeq and is a predicted model, not a curated record. NCBI's taxonomy places the organism in Eukaryota, Metazoa, Arthropoda, Insecta, Hemiptera, Aleyrodidae. Gene Ontology annotation, cellular component: nucleus. Gene Ontology annotation, biological process: mRNA processing.